Amaranthus tricolor (Joseph's coat) is the source of this 1012-nucleotide messenger RNA. RefSeq names its product germin-like protein subfamily 3 member 3. The record is from RefSeq and is a predicted model, not a curated record. Lineage: Eukaryota; Viridiplantae; Streptophyta; Magnoliopsida; Caryophyllales; Amaranthaceae. Bases 92 to 721 code for a protein of 209 amino acids. The transcript has a single exon. Gene Ontology annotation, cellular component: cell wall. Gene Ontology annotation, molecular function: manganese ion binding.
AACAAAUGCUGCAUGAUACAAGUAGUACGUGAAUCCCCUUAACUAAAUCAAUCUACUUAACUUCAAAUUUUCUCUUACAAAAUCUUUGAAGAUGAAUACUCUUUCCACUUUUUUCAUUUUUAUCUCUCUUUUUGCCUCAAUUAGUCAUGGUAUCGAAGUCGAUUACUGUGUUGGUGAUCCUAGUCUUCCUAGGGGACCUGAAGGAUAUGCUUGUAAAAAUCCUUCGAAACUCACAAGUGAUGACUUUGUUUUUAGAAAUUUUCGUGGUGAAAAACAAACUGGGGGUAUUUACAAAAACAACAUAACUCUUGCAUUUGCUGAACAAUUUCCCGCCAUAAAUGGGUUAGGGAUUUCUAUGGCAAGACUAGACUUUGGUGUAGGAGGUGUUAUUCCACUACAUUCUCACCGUACUUCUGAAAUCAUUGUCGUUAUAAGAGGGACUAUUGUUGCGGGGUUUAUUGAUGCGAGCAACAAUGCAUACUAUCAAAAAUUAGAAGUUGGUGAUGUUAUGAUCUUUCCACAAGCUAUGCUCCAUUUUCAAGUCAAUGUUGGUAAGAAACCAGCCAUGGCAAUUGUUAGCUUGAAUGGUGCUAGCCCAGCAGUACAACAAACAACAUACUCCUUGUUUGAUGGCAAUUUACCCGCUGAGCUAGCUGAGCAAAUCACACUUUUAAGUCAGAAGGAAGUGACACGAAUGAGAAAGUUGUUUAAAACAGCUUAAAAACACCUUAGAAAUUUAUUUUACGCCAAUUUAUUAUAUACUAUUGUCAAAAUCAUUAUUUGCAUGUUAUUAAUGCUCAUUAUGAGUAGUAUUAAGUGUAGUUUUUAUGCAUAGAAGUCAAGUUUCCUUGGUCGGAGGAAAUAAAGUUAGAGUGUCUAUAUCUCAAAUAAAAAUAACCUUUAUAUUUUACAUUUGAAUUUCACAAAUUUAAAGGUUUACAUUGUAAUAUAAAAUUAUUUGAUUGCUUAUGUAUUAAUGUCUUUGUUAUAUAUAAUUUCCUAAAUUACAAGU